This is a messenger RNA of Macaca mulatta (Rhesus monkey), 2838 nucleotides long. It is a transcript of the gene SBK2, whose product is annotated as SH3 domain binding kinase family member 2. NCBI's taxonomy places the organism in Eukaryota, Metazoa, Chordata, Mammalia, Primates, Cercopithecidae. Gene Ontology annotation, biological process: protein phosphorylation. Gene Ontology annotation, molecular function: ATP binding; protein serine/threonine kinase activity. The record is from RefSeq and is a predicted model, not a curated record.
CACACAAGUACAUACAUGCACACACGCACAUACACGCAUGCACACAUGCACACACAUGCGCGCACACACACGCACAGCUGCUGGCAGACAUUGGCACACCGUGUGGCCUCCACCGAGAGCAUCUUCCCCCGUCCCAUGGCUCCAGAAACCGGCCCCACCCCCAGCCCUCUCUAGCCUCCAGGGGAACUUGUAUUGGAACAAUCCGUGUCUCUUUCUGACUCUCCAGGCUGGACCUGGUCUUCUCCAUAUUUAGAUCCUUCCCAGUUCUGCUCCCACAGAGCACCACGGAUUGUGAUUGUCCCAGCUCCGUCCACCUUUCUCAGACCCACACUGAGAGCCUCCUAAGAGCCAGGUCUGGUGCCGACGGGUCUCCUUCCUCACCAAGGCCAGCCCGCGUCCCGCAGUUCCACGGCACCUCCCAGAUAGGACACGGAGCCUGACUUGUGGAGGUUCACGCCUGCAGGACGGGGACGAACUAGAUCCAAAUCCGAGACCCCAGCACCCAGCGGAGGGUCAGGAACUGGAAACUGUUUCCCAUGUAGGAAGGAGCCCUCCAGACCUUCCUCCCUCAGGCCCAGGAGUCCGGGUCCCGUGUAGAAAAUGAAAUCAUCGCUGGAACCCACCCCCGCCUUGACCCCACCCAGCUGCCCCAUCAACGCCCCAUUGACAGAGAUGCCCGGCAAACAGUCUGAGGAAGGGCCGGUGGAGGCAGGGGCUUCGGAGGACAGCGAGGAGGAGGGUCUGGGCGGCCUGACGUUAGAGGAGCUCCAGCAGGGCCAGGAGGCUGCCCGGGUGCUGGAGGACAUGAUGGCGCUGAGCGCUCAGACCCUGGUCCGAGCCGAGGUGGACGAGCUCUACGAGGAAGUGCGUCCCCUGGGCCAGGGCCGCUAUGGCCGCGUCCUUCUGGUCACCCAUCGUCAGAAAGGCACACCCCUGGCACUGAAGCAGCUCCCGAAACCCCGCACGUCCCUCCGCGGCUUCCUGUACGAGUUCUGUGUGGGGCUCUCGCUGGGCGUGCACUCAGCCAUCGUGACAGCCUACGGCAUUGGCAUCGAGUCAGCACAAUCCUACAGCUUCCUGACGGAGCCCGUCCUGCACGGGGACCUCAUGGCCUUCAUCCAGCCCAAGGUGGGCCUCCCACAGCCUGCAGUGCACCGCUGCGCCGCCCAGCUGGCCUCCGCCCUGGAGUACAUCCACGCCCGCGGCCUCGUGUACCGGGACCUGAAGCCGGAGAACGUCCUGGUGUGCGACCCGGACUGUCGACACUUUAAGCUGACCGACUUCGGCCACACGAGGCCUCGCGGGACCCUGCUGCGCCUGGCCGGGCCGCCCAUCCCCUACACGGCCCCCGAGCUCUGCGCGCCCCCGCCCCUCCCCGAGGGCCUGCCCAUUCAGCCCGCCCUGGACGCCUGGGCGCUGGGCGUCCUGGUCUUCUGCCUGCUCACGGGCUACUUCCCCUGGGACCAGCCCCUGGCCGAGGCCGACCCCUUCUACGAGGACUUCCUCAUCUGGCAGGCGUCGGGCCAGCCCCAGGACCGUCCUCAGCCCUGGUUCGGCCUGGCCCCCGCGGCCGACGCGCUUCUGUGGGGGCUGCUGGACCCUCACCCCCGAAGGAGGAGCGCUGUGAGCUCCAUCAGGGAGCACCUGGGGCGCCCCUGGAGGCAGCGGGAGGGUGAGGCUGAAGAAGUGGGAGGGGUGGAAGAGGAGGCUGGGCAGUGAGGAGGCCCCGGGGGAUGCAGAAAGGGACGCUGCGCCAUCGAGGCCUCCAAGGCCAACGGCUUUUGGUUUCUCCUCUGUGUGUUUUCAUCCAUGGGGCUUGGGGCUCCCCUCUGCGUCCUCCUCCUCUCUCCUCUCUGCAGGCUGUAUGCCUCCCUGGGUCCAUGGGGGCCUCAGACCUCUGCAUGUCCCUCCAUACCUGCCACCACCUUACCCAGGGUCUCAGACCUCCGCGCGUCUCUCGGUACCUGCCGCCACCUUCCUCAGGGCCUCUGCACUCGCUGUUUGCUGGGGACACUUUAGGCUCAUCCCCUCACCACUGCGUUUUCAUUUUGUUUUGAGACAGGGUCUCCCUCUGUCUCCCAGGCUGGAGUGCGGUGGUGCGAUCUCUGCUCACUGCCGUCUGGAAAUCUACAGCUCAAACAAUCCUCCUGCCUCAGCCUCCUGAGUAGCUUGAGACUACAGGCAUGUGCCACCACUCAAGGCUAAUUUUUAACUUUUUUUAAGAGAUGGACGGAUCUUGCUAUGUUGCCCAGGUGGGUCUCAACUCCCGGCCUCAAACAAUCCUCCUGCCUCAGCCUCCUGAGUAGCUGGGACUACAGGCAUGUGCCACCAUGCUCGGCUAAUUUUUAAAAUUUUUUUAGAGAUGGUGGGGGGCGAGUCCUGCUAGCUCAGGCUAGUCUCAAACUCCUGGCCUCAAGUGAGUCUCCCACCUCGGCCUCCCACAGUGCUGGGGUUACAGCUGUGCAUCCUAAAUGCUUACUGUCUGCCUCCUCAUCCCCCCACUCUAUUAUUUCUUUAGAACACGGGUCUUCUUCUAACUGUAUGCCUUACUUUUUGUGGUUAUUUUGUGAGCUCCUGGCGUUGGAGGUCUUUGCAACCUCCCAUUUGCUGACGGACUCAUGUACCCAGCCAUGGCCUGCAGCAGGGGUCAGGAAACGUCUGUUAAAUAAAUGAACCCGUCCGGUGUGGCACGGCCUCCCCUCCGUCCCUGUCCUCCUGUCGUCCUCUCUCCUUCUCUCCGGCCAGGUCUCCCUCCCAUGCAGCACCACCCUCUCUGUGAUGUGUUUUGCCUUCUCUCGCCCCAGCCGCCCUGCAAAUAAACUGCGUCUGGCACUCAGA